UGGUCCUCUCUCUGAUGUCUUUAAUGGUGCUGCUAUCUUCCAAACUCAAAAAGUCUUGUACAAAUUGGAAAGCUCUCACCACUGCCCGCAACAUUUGAAUUUUAAGGUCGUUCAACUUCAACAAUUCUGCUUAUCUCGAAUAUGUUUGGAAAGAUACUUGAUUGAGAGAAAAGAGAGAAGCUAGAGAGGUAGAUGGAAAUGGAGAAGAGAGAUCCAGAGCUCAGGUUGUUUGAUAGCAGUGAGGAGCUAUCCUCAGGGCUUGCUGAUUAUAUUCAUGAAAUUUCAGAGUCUGCUAUAAAAGAGAGAGGUUCUUUUUCCAUUGUUCUCUCCGGAGGAGAUGUACCAAGACGCUUGGGGACGCUAACAAGGUCAGCGUUCUUGAAAAUGGUGGAGUGGUCGAAAUGGCAUGUGUUUUGGGCUGAGGAGAACGUGGUUGCUAAGAGACACCCUGAUAGCUUUUACUGGCAAUCCAAAGAGUAUUUCCUCUCCAAGGUUCCUAUACCGCCAGCUCAUAUUGUUCCAGUAAGCCAUGGCGUACCGGGAGACGCUGCAGCUGAAACGUAUGAAUUCUCAAUCAGGCAACAACUCAGAAAUCGAACGGUCUCAGUUUCUCUAUCAAGCGAUUGUCCCAAAUUUGACCUUAUCCUCUUAAGCCUCAGACUCGACGGCCACGUGGCGUCCCUUUAUCCUAACUAUCCCGUACUUGGAGACGUCACGCAGUGGGUUUCACGUGUCUUGAUAGACGAGACUAAAGAGCGAGUAAUUCUUAGGCUCCCUGUUAUUAAUGCCGCUGCCCACGUGGCUAUUAUCGCCUCUGGAGCUGAUGUGGCACCUCUAUUCCUGGAUGCAAUGAUGGGUCAUAAUAAGCCCAUUGGAUCCGCUCCAGCUCAGACGAUCAGGCCCAAAGAUGGGAAGCUGGUCUGGUUCGUAGAUACUAGUGCUGCCUCCUUGUUUUUACAUGGGGGAGGAUAUUCUGCCACCUCAAAUUCAUAAAAUCUACUAGACUGUAUAGCUUAGAGAUGUGAUUAUGUUUCAUCUUUGCAUAUUUGCCAUUUUCAUUUUCUCUGGUAGCUUCAUGAGCAAGGUGUUUCUUUUCUAGCUAAUACAAAAAUAUAUCAACAAUUUAAAAAUUAAUCUCUUUCAAAAUGGAGUUAUAUGAUUUCUGGAUGGCCUUGCUGCUGUCUUCUAUCCCUGUGAAGUUAUAUUUUUCCAUGGACAUGAGAUGUGUGUGAUAUAUGACUCAUCAUCAGCACACCCUAAAUAACUUUGUGAAUCACUCGCAUACGCAAGCAAACCAACCGAAAUGCAACUUACAUUUUUGUGUUUCUCCGUGAUGCACGCAAGAAUUAAUCGACAAUAAUGUUAUUGUGAUGCUGAUAUGCCAAUACGUGAUUUAGUCACUAGAAUUUAGAACUAAGAAAUGCACAGCAGAAGAACCCAUUUUCAGAUACGAGGGUGCAUGAUCUUUUCCUAAUAAAAGAAGCCUAGAACCAAAAUUUUCAUUAUACCAGCUUCUUAACCUUACCUCACUAAGAAAGAAAAAUGGCAAUAAAGCUGGAGGAAUAUGUGAAAGUAAUGCUUGUGUUACUUGCGUUUGCAGGUCACCUCCAUGCUCAUGAUAUGCCUACUGAAAACAAUGAAACAGCCUCAGCACCAACUGAUCAAGGGGACAACACAGGCGGUACGGACCACAGUGAAGGGUGGGUAUACCGUUGUGGUUGUGAUGCCGCCCCUGAUGGAAGUUGGAAUUACAAUUGGGGUACAGGUUCAGGGCCUGAUGGCAGUACUUACGGGUAUGGAUCGGGCUCAGGUCAGAGCCCUGAUGGUGGAGGAUUUGGGUUCGGUUGGGGCAGCUCUAGUUCAUCUGCUGCUGGAAGCACUGAUUCUUAUGGAUUUGGCACCGGUGAUGGGGAUGGCAGCUACUGGUUAGAAAAUGAUCCAAAUCAUGGUGUCUAAGGUCAUCAUCCCAAAGUUCUUGGCACCAAAAAUAACAGGGACAAGCACAAGACCUAAUUACUGACUAUAGUUUAUAGUUUGUUGUGUAUAAAUAAGUCCAUUUAUGAUUAUUGAUAUUAUGCUCUACGAAAACAUGCUUUUUUCUUUCUCCUUUUCUUAAUGUGGAUUUAAUAGUGCAGGCGCAAGUUAUUGAUUGUAGAGUAUUUUAUAGCUCAAGAAAAUACAAGUAUUAGUAUCAUAUAUUUCUUUUGUAUUGAGAACUGGAAAUAUUCCUCCAUUAGUUCCAGGUUUACUAAAAAGACAAUAACUAAAUUUACUUAUUGGUGAGACUGGCAAUUCUUAAAGGCGACCUCUGCCUAAACGGCUGGUCGUUUUUUCUUUUUAGCAUUAUCCUGAACUAUACUUGAAAUCUUUUAGUAUUUAUUAACGCCUCUUACUAAUAAGUUCUUGCAAUCCGAGAUAUGAAAAGGUAAGCAGAGCAAGACCUGAAAAGAAAGUCAACAAAUGGCAAAUCAAGGUAGUGGGCGAGGCAGUUCAAACCAGAAUCCAAGGUGGGACUUCCGAUCGCAGUCUGGGACAUCGCAUAAUGGGAGCUGGACUUACAAUUGGGCUACAGGUUCAGGUCCUGGUGGUGGAAGCACUUUUAGCUUUGCGUCAGCUGCUGCUUGGAGAGGUGAUAAUAAUGGCGGAUUCGGUUUCGGAUGGGGUGGGUCUACCUCACUUGGAAGCGGAAGCUUUGGAUUUUAUGGAAACGGCAGCGGAUUCGGAUUUAGCGGUGGCAGUGCCAGUACCGGUGGUUUUAAUUUUCACCAUAAUUUUGGUCAAAGCCAAGGCUCAUCAGGCUAAACCAGGACCGACAGGGUUGGCAAUAGACCUAUUAUAACCUGAAUGAUUGCAGUUGAUUUAUUGCAUAUGUAUGCAUAUAUGGAAUGAAAGGAGUGUACUACUAAAAUCUGCUAGUUUUCUCUGUUGGCUAAGACUUGAGAAGUAUGUAUUAUGAAUGCAAUAAAAAGAAGUGAAAACAUUUUGCAA
Ricinus communis (castor bean) is the source of this 2988-nucleotide messenger RNA. Its product is annotated as probable 6-phosphogluconolactonase 1. The record is from RefSeq and is a predicted model, not a curated record. Bases 193 to 993 code for a protein of 266 amino acids. Gene Ontology annotation, molecular function: 6-phosphogluconolactonase activity. The transcript is spliced from 4 exons. Gene Ontology annotation, biological process: pentose-phosphate shunt; carbohydrate metabolic process. Lineage: Eukaryota; Viridiplantae; Streptophyta; Magnoliopsida; Malpighiales; Euphorbiaceae.